AUGGCUUUCCGAGCACCCUUCUCCCGCCUUCCUCUCCUCCGACCUGCCAUCUCCUCCGCAAUCCCUCGAAGACCUUUCCACACCACUCGCGCUGCUGCUGUCCGAGUCGGCGACCCCCUCCCCGACCUCGACGUUCUUGUCGAGAACUCCCCCGGCAACAAGGUGAAUCUUGCCGAAGAGUUCAAUGGCGGUGAUGGUAUCAUCAUUGGCGUUCCAGCUGCCUUCUCUGGCGCUUGCUCUACCACCCAUGUCCCCGGCUAUAUGAACCAUCCCAAGCUCAAGAAUGUGGGCCGGGUCUUUGUCGUCUCUGUCAAUGAUCCCUUUGUAAUGAAGGCGUGGGGCGAGCAGCUGGACCCUGCUAAACAGACUGGGGCAAGUUAA
Molecule: messenger RNA, 381 nt
Organism: Scedosporium apiospermum
Lineage: Eukaryota; Fungi; Ascomycota; Sordariomycetes; Microascales; Microascaceae
Exons: 2
Coding region: 1-381 (126 amino acids)
Biological process (GO): cell redox homeostasis; hydrogen peroxide catabolic process; cellular response to oxidative stress
Cellular component (GO): cytoplasm; cytosol; mitochondrion
Molecular function (GO): thioredoxin peroxidase activity
Source: RefSeq, a predicted model, not a curated record